Pyricularia pennisetigena is the source of this 762-nucleotide messenger RNA. RefSeq lists its product as uncharacterized. The transcript has a single exon. The record is from RefSeq and is a predicted model, not a curated record. Bases 1 to 762 code for a protein of 253 amino acids. Gene Ontology annotation, cellular component: mitochondrion. NCBI's taxonomy places the organism in Eukaryota, Fungi, Ascomycota, Sordariomycetes, Magnaporthales, Pyriculariaceae.
AUGCGGCUACCAUUACCGCCGCAGAGGAAGCAGUCAACCACUUCCCGGAGUUCAGCCUCAGAAAACCAGGCUAUGCCCCUGGGGCGAUACUACGACAUCCUCCUCACCGAUCCUCCGCCAUACAGACAUCUCAACCCCUUGAGCCCGCCGUCAUCCGCGGCCCAAGAACCCAAGGAGCCAGCGGAGAGCCUUGCUCCGGCAAAUUCAGAAGAAAAUCCACCUUCUUUCACGUCUCCAACGCCGACACCACCACCUGCAGACGCGGCCGAGAAGGCGCGCAUCGUGUUUGGCUCCCCUCUGGCCGGCCCGGCCGCACGCCGCGAGCGCCUGAGGAAGAUGCGCGAGAAGGGCAAGAUGGUGGCCGGCGUCCUGGUGCCGCCCAAACCCGAGGAGCCGGACCACUGCUGCAUGAGCGGCUGCGUCGACUGCGUCUGGGACACGUUCCGUGAGGAAAUGGAGGCGUGGCUAGCCGCUAACGCGGAGGCCGAGAAGCGGCUGGCUGCCUCUGCCGCCAGCAAGAAGUCUGUAAAGAAGCCUUCUCCCAGUCCCGUUCAGGGUACAGCCGUCAGUAUGGAUGAUGAUGGUGGCGGUUCCGAGACCAACUGGGAUCUUGGGGAGGUGAAGCCGGCAGGCGUCAAGAUUUUUGAGGAUUUAUGGAGUGAUGAGCUAUAUCGGGAUAUUCCCGUGGGAAUCAGGGAAUUUAUGAAGCAGGAGAAAAGGCUAAAGGAGAAGCAUAAGCGCGAGGGCACCGCUGGUGGCUGA